UUUCAAUUUGGCUUUAGAUAUUCCUUCAAAACAUCAAUGGCUGAUGGAGUAAAGAAAUUUACUUGGAAAAGAAAAAUUGGAGUGCAAGUGUCUAAAUCGACAUCUUUAGCAUUUGAACAAGAAUCUAAAGCUGAAGAAGAUAUUUCAUUAUGUAAUGAAAAUGUUGAUUGGCUGACAUUAGCUCCUGUUAAGCGAAGAACUUUGAUUAGUUUAGAGGAUGGUAUUGCCAAGGGAAGCAGGCUUGUACAAGAAGGAACUGUAUUAGCUGGAGCUGAACGACGUCGCCAGACUUGUCACUUUAUCCUAAUUCCAUGGUACUGGGAGGCUUUAAAGAAAUGGGACGAAGCAUUGCAGUAUACUCCUUGCGAUGAAAAAAUUCAUGAAAUGAAAGCUCAGGUUCUAAUGGAGUUAUGUGAAGUAUUUCCAGCUGUCCAAUCUGCAAAGAAAGCUGUAGAGUAUAGUCCAACAUGGUGGAUUGCUCAUCAAACAUUGGGUCGGGCUUAUCUUGGACUUGGAGAAGUGAAAAUGGCUGUUCAGAGCUUCUCUAGAGCUGUGCACCUAAACCCAGGAAACUUGGCAUUGUGGGAAGAUGACUUAAUGUGGGCUUGUUUGUUACUACAAAAACGUAAAACACUGGAAGUGGAAAAGAAGCAAAUAUUAUCAAUUAAAGAUGGGGGUGGAUUGAAAAUUGUAGAAAUCGGAAGUGAUGUCGAUAAUGAUGAUGAUGAAAAAGUAGUACAAGAGCAUGACCAAUUUAAGAUGAAAUCUGACGUAAUUUCUUUAAAAAACUUGCCAACAAAUUAUGUUCAAAUGAGAGAUGAUCUACAUGUACCUCCUUGAAUAAAAGUAUGGAAAUUGUC
Ruditapes philippinarum (Manila clam) is the source of this 860-nucleotide messenger RNA. Its product is annotated as tetratricopeptide repeat protein 33-like. Gene Ontology annotation, molecular function: protein binding. The transcript has 6 exons. NCBI's taxonomy places the organism in Eukaryota, Metazoa, Mollusca, Bivalvia, Venerida, Veneridae. The record is from RefSeq and is a predicted model, not a curated record. Bases 37 to 840 code for a protein of 267 amino acids.